Pseudo-nitzschia multistriata is the source of this 973-nucleotide messenger RNA. The record is from the annotation of a GenBank genome assembly. NCBI's taxonomy places the organism in Eukaryota, Bacillariophyta, Bacillariophyceae, Bacillariales, Bacillariaceae.
ACCGAUAUUUUUCAACGAUUAUUUGAUGCUGAGGUACGUGCGAUAUGUUUGUGAGCAGAAUCUUUGUCUUUUCUCCCCUCUCCUUCUCUGGCAGAACAGCAACAGCCUGAAACAAAUCUUUCUCUGCUUUUUCAAUAUCGUUUGUCUUGUCCAGGAAAUUACGAAGCCAUCGGCAUCAUACAUGACGGAUAUUCAAUCGAGAAUCAACAGCAAGAUGAGGGCAAUGCUUGUUGAUUGGCUCGUUGCUGUGCACAAGAAGUUUCGCCUGCAGCCAGAAACACUGUAUCUGUGCGUGAAUAUAAUCGAUCGAUAUCUUUCUCUCGCUCGCAUUCUUCGUGAACACCUACAGCUACUUGGAGUCACAGCGCUUUUUGUCGCUUCCAAAUACGAGGAACAGUAUCCUCCUGAGGUAAAGGAUUGCGUAUACAUCACCGAUCGGGCCUACACUCCACAGCAAGUUUUGGAUAUGGAAUUCGAAAUUGUAAUGGUUCUCGAUUUCAAGAUGACGGUUCCCACUUCCUAUCCAUUCCUGCAGCGGUUCUUGCACAUCACUAAUUCUCCAGACAUUGUGAGAGACUUGGCAAGCUUCUACACGGAACGAAUGCUACAAGAGUAUUGUAUGUUGAACUUCCGACCAUCGUUGCUUGCAAGCGCAGCUGUUUGCUUGGCUUGGAAUAAUCCCGGUGUGCGAGAGAAUAUCGAGAUCACUGGAAUCCCAGAUGGGGAACUCCCGAGAGUGGUACGUACGAAAUUUUGGUGUCAGAAAUUGAACUCUUUGUGAGGUCGUUCUUUUCCGCUUGUCUGAACCUCACUUUUCAAAUUUCUUUCCUCGUCAUGAAGUUGGAAAUUAUCAUAAACUAUACUGGAUUUUGUGAAAGGGAGAUUCGACACACCGCGAAUGUGAUCUGUAAUAAGAUUCAAGAGGACGACGAUGUUGUACAAAACAACCCUUGUAUAAAGCCACUAAAUCAAG